AGAUGAGGAAACUGAGGCCCAGAGAAGAGAAGUGACUGCCAAGGUCCUGUCACAACAAGUUAUUAGUAGCUGAGCUGGGGCUGGAGUCAGGGUCGUCUGAUUUCUGUUCAGGGCCCUUAACAAAAUGGAAAAAAGGAAGAAUACUUCAGAUGGAAACACUGCCAGCACAAAAAAGAAGAGGUUUGUUAUUAGAACAAAAAAUGAUGUAAUUGAACAGUAUGACAUGAUCAUAGCAACCCUAAGAUAGAACAAGAUAUUGGAAUACCUGGAUCUAUGGUACAGAAUAUUAUAAAACACGCAGGCGAAACAAAAGAAAAAGACAAAGUUGCAUCAGCUUUUGGUGGUUUGCAAAAAGCUACAAGGAAUUAAAGUGGACAAUCAUGGGCCAGACUGGAAAGAAAUCCGAGAAGGGACCAGUUUGUUGGUGGAAGCGUGUAAAAUCUGAAUACAUGAGACUGAGGCAGCUCAAGAGGUUCAGACAAGCUGAUGAAGUAAAGAGUAUGUUUAAUUCUAAUCGGUAGAAGAUUCUAGAAAGGACAGAAAUCUUAAACCAAGAAUGGAAACAGUGAAGGAUACAGCCUGUACACAUCAUGACUUCUUGUUCUGUGACCAGUGAUUUGGAUUUUCCAAAGCAAGUCAUCCCAUUAAAGACUUUGAAUGCUGUUGCUUCAGUACCUAUAAUGUAUUCUUGGUCACCCCUAAAGCAGAAUUUUAUGGUGGAAGAUGAGACAGUUUUACAUAACAUUCCUUAUAUGGAGGAUGAAGUUCUUGAUCAGGAUGGAACUUUCAUUGAAGAAUUAAUUAAAAAUUAUGAUGGGAAAGUACAUGGAGAUAGAGAUUAUGGGUUUAUAAAUGAUGAGAUUUUUGUGGAGUUGGUGAAUGCUCUUGGUCAAUACAGUGAUGAUGAAGAUGAUAAUGAUGAUGGGGAUGAUCCUGAUUUGAGAGAUGAAAAACAAAAAGAUUUAGAGGAUAACAGAGAUGAUGAUAAAGAAAGCCACCCACCUCAGAAAUUUCCUUUUGACAAGAUUUUUGAAGCCAUUUCCUCAAUGUUUCCUGAUAAGGGAACAUCAGAAGAGCUAAAGGAGAAGUACAAAGAACUAACAGAGCAGCAACUUCCGGGAGCCCUUCCUCCUGAAUGUACACCAAACAUAGACGGACCAAAUGCUAAGUCUGUUCAGAAGGAGGAAAGCCUGCACUCAUUUCAUACUCUUUUCUGCAGGUGCUGCUUUAAAUAA
This is a messenger RNA of Monodelphis domestica (gray short-tailed opossum), 1235 nucleotides long. The record is from RefSeq and is a predicted model, not a curated record. Lineage: Eukaryota; Metazoa; Chordata; Mammalia; Didelphimorphia; Didelphidae.